AAAGCAACUUCGACGGUCGAGUUCCGAAAAUGAUGAGCCCAUCGGUGCGACUUCAGUUUAUAGGUCUGCUCUUGGCGAUCGUGAUUCUGAGAGAGAUUGGGGCACGUGAAGCGAUCACCUCCGUUCCAGAUGUGGGUCAAAUCAUCAAAGAUCUCGAUGGACUGCAUAUCGAUGGAGCUACAAUUGAGCGAGGAGCCCCGUGUCGCGUGGACAUGCAAAAGGACCUGCCCCGUCCGGACCAAGUGCAGCCGCUCUACCUCCGCCCCGGCACGGAACUCUACUGGCUGCCCAAUGCUGAUGGACAGCUGGAGAUUCCCCGCGGCGCCAGCAUCGAGCUGCACUGCAGCCAUUCCUUCGCCGCGUCCUUGGACGCGGAACUGCGCUCGAUUCGCGUGAAGUGUGUGCAGGACACAGCCUUCGAGUGGCAGGGGUCGAAAAUCAAAUUCCGCGAUUUUGUAUGCACUCGCUCCAUUCCCUACACCGUGGAGCGAUUGGACAGGCGUUGCGGGGACGCCACUUCGUCCUUGUAUCGCGUGGGCUAUGACACCGGAGAUGGCCGAUUUGUGGCCACCAUGGAACUGUGCCACGACCCCCAACACCUGCGCACCCACUACGCCCGCCACCAGCUGACACCGGCCAGUGUGCACUUCCAGAAGAACGUGAAACGCCUGAAGUUCAGCGCCGCCGGCCACUUUACGGGCUUUGACAUGGCCAGAAUUUACUCGCACAAGAGCCAGGAGAAACUGGGUGUGGCGCCCGGACUGAUAGACGUGAAGAGUGGCCUCUUCCUGGCCCGAGGGCAUCUGGCAGCCAAGGCGGACCUGAUCUAUGCCAGCCAGCAGAGGAGCAGCUUCAACUACGUGAAUGUGGCCCCCCAGUGGCAGAGCUUCAAUGGCGGUCAGUGGGCCGUCCUGGAGGACUCCACGCGUCGCUAUGUGGCCAGCUCCGGGAUCUCGGCCACCGUGUAUACGGGCACGUAUGGCGAGAUGAAGGUGGCCGGCAGCAAAAGCCUCCACCUGACCACCGAUGGCAAUAAUAAUGGGCUGGUCACCGUUCCCCAGCUCUUCUACCGCGUCCUCGUCGACAAUGGAAGCCCAACCCGCGGAAUCGCUUUGCUGGGCGUCAACAAUCCACAUGCCACACUCGCCCAGAUCCACGAGUCCUAUAUCAUCUGCGAUCCCGUCGAGGACGAGGUGCCAUGGCUGAGCUGGCUACACAAAAGCAACGCCAAGGGUAACCUGAAGAAGGGCUAUCUGUAUGCCUGCUCUGUGGCGGAUUUGGCCCGGGUUGUCCAACAGCUGCCACGCCCCCUUCUACAGGUGGACGAGCUGCUCACUUAGAUGCGGGCGGUAGGUGUUUAGUUUAUAGUUUGCCUGAGUGCAAUAAAGACUGAGUGGAUUGUGUGUCACAAGUUUGCAGUGUUUAAUUGGAAACAGGCUUUCACAUUGAUUAGAAAUUUAUUUUUGUUUUGUUGUAUUUAUUCAAUGGGCAUUUAAUACAAAUUACUCGUACAACAUUAACUUUUCCUAAUAUUUAUCGCCCUUUUAUUUAGUUCAGCUUAAAAUGCGAAAGCAGUUAUGCCAGCUGUUAAAUAUUUUCAUUUUAUUUCUUGUGGAGUUUACUUGUAAGAAGUACUGGCUUUUACAAAAGUUUUCUCAGUGAAUUCAAAAUAAAAUGAAUAGAAUGUUUAAGGAGAAAUUUAAUUAUUAAAUAUAAUGGAAAUAAAUAGGGGAAAAAAGUUAAUUUCUAUUUUAAGUGAACAAAGUCCUUUUGUUGUCUUUAUUCAAAUUUUUGUGAAAUUUUAAAACGUUAUUCUCUUAAUAACUUAAUGCCUUACAAAAGCCUUUAAUUUAGAUCUUCUGUUUCGUAUUUUAUUUAUUUUUUUAAGAUAACCAACUAUCAAAAAACAUAUAAAUAUAAUAUAUAUUAAAUAUCAUGCUUUACAAAAGCCUUUAAUUAAGAUGUUCCGUUUAAUAAAAAAUUAUAUUUUAUUUGUUUUUUAAA
Drosophila elegans is the source of this 2004-nucleotide messenger RNA. RefSeq lists its product as uncharacterized. NCBI's taxonomy places the organism in Eukaryota, Metazoa, Arthropoda, Insecta, Diptera, Drosophilidae. Gene Ontology annotation, molecular function: RNA endonuclease activity; metal ion binding; nucleic acid binding. The record is from RefSeq and is a predicted model, not a curated record. Gene Ontology annotation, biological process: apoptotic DNA fragmentation. Gene Ontology annotation, cellular component: mitochondrial inner membrane; nucleus. The coding region runs from base 30 to 1340 and encodes 436 amino acids. The transcript has 2 exons.